Fusarium keratoplasticum is the source of this 1416-nucleotide messenger RNA. RefSeq lists its product as uncharacterized. The transcript has 6 exons. The record is from RefSeq and is a predicted model, not a curated record. Gene Ontology annotation, molecular function: transmembrane transporter activity. NCBI's taxonomy places the organism in Eukaryota, Fungi, Ascomycota, Sordariomycetes, Hypocreales, Nectriaceae. Bases 1 to 1416 code for a protein of 471 amino acids. Gene Ontology annotation, biological process: transmembrane transport.
AUGGCUGAGCCACAGGCUGUUGGCCUUUACCAAAAGGCGCACGACAUUUUUCGUGGCACCUACGUCCAGGCCGUACUAUUGGGCCUCAUCAGUUUUACUCAACCCGGCAUAUGGAACGCCAUGAACAGUCUUGGAGCUGGUGGGCAAGCUGAGCCAUAUGUCGUCAACGCCGCCAAUGUCAUUACCUUUGUGGUCAUGUUCGUUUUGUCUCCUCUGGCUAGUAUCGCCGGCAACAUCAUCGGUCUACACUGGGUCGUCGUGUUUGGCACCAUUGGCUACGUGCCGUACUCAGCUGCACUAUACGUCAACUCCACGAACGGAACGCAAUGGUUUCUCAUCUUUGGGGCUGUGACGUGCGGUCUCUCGGCUACCGCGCUGUGGACUGGCGAAGCGGCCAUGGCAGUCGGAUACCCUGAGAUUCGAAGACGAGGCAUCUGCAUCGGAAUAUGGCUCGCACUUGGAAAACUUGGUUCCAUCAUCGCCUCAGCCAUCCAGCUCGCCCUCAACAAGGACAGCUCCUCCAAGGGCGCCAUCUCCACCAAAACGUACCUCGUCCUCAUCGCAAUCCAGUGUCUAGGUCUCCCUCUUGCUCUCCUUCUUGCACCAGCACACAAACUCGUCCGUUCAGAUGGAAAGAAGCCGACAUUUGGCUCGACGAACCGUUCGUUCAAGGCUCAAGUCCGAGGCUAUCUUGCCCAAUUCCGUCGUCGUGAAGUUCUCCUCUUGAUACCGGCUUUCAUCACAGCUCAGUGGGGAGUCACAUACCAGGGAAACUAUCUCGCCGCCUACUUCACAGUGAGAGCGCGCACAUUGGCAGGCUUUCUCGUAGCCAUUGUCGGCGCUAUCGUCAAUGUCAUUGCUGGUUGGUGGCUGGACACAAAGCAUCUAAAGAGAUCCACCCAGGCCCGGAGCAUGUGGUACUUUCUCCUGGCUCUAUUCACUCUUGUCUGGAUCUGGAACCUUGUCAUUCAAACUCGAUGGGCCAAGGAGAGCCCUGGAGACAUUGACUGGAGCAGUCGCAAUUUCAGGGUGGGCGUUGCGAUCUUCAUUCUCUACAGAAUUGCAUACGAAACCGUCGGCCUGUGGCUGUACUGGGGUCUUGGAACAUUCGACACGGACCUCGAUGCCAUCACCCUCUCCAUGGCGGUCUUGCGAGGCGGUGAAUCACUUGGCUCGGCGUUGGCGUACGCGGUUGGCUCAGUACGAAGCGCAUCGCUCAUGACCAAUCUGAUUGUCGCCACUGUCGUGUUUUACGCCGCUGUUCCUUUUACAACUUGGGCGGCCCACUUGAUCAAGGAUCGCGAUGUGGUGGAGGGUGAUAUUAGCAGUGAGAACGAGGGGGAGGCUUCCAGCUCACAGGGUACGGAGGAUCAGACUGUUGAACGUGUAACCACAAGGUUGAGUCUCAAGAAUUGA